Onychostruthus taczanowskii (white-rumped snowfinch) is the source of this 3706-nucleotide messenger RNA. RefSeq names its product OTU deubiquitinase 7A (gene OTUD7A). Gene Ontology annotation, molecular function: DNA binding; K63-linked polyubiquitin modification-dependent protein binding; cysteine-type deubiquitinase activity. Gene Ontology annotation, cellular component: nucleus; cytoplasm. The transcript is spliced from 17 exons. The record is from RefSeq and is a predicted model, not a curated record. Gene Ontology annotation, biological process: protein K48-linked deubiquitination; protein deubiquitination involved in ubiquitin-dependent protein catabolic process; protein K11-linked deubiquitination. Bases 859 to 3600 code for a protein of 913 amino acids. NCBI's taxonomy places the organism in Eukaryota, Metazoa, Chordata, Aves, Passeriformes, Passeridae.
CCGUCUCCCGGUGCCGUCUGCAGGGCGGGCGAGAGGCGGCCGCUGCGCCGGGCAGCGCGGGCGGGGGACAGCGGUGACGGAAAGCGGCAGCUGGGGGGGGACGGCAGCGCUGGGUUGACUCCCUCCCCCCCUUCCCCCUCCCGGCCGGAGGAAGAUGGAGCUCGGUUAGUGAGGGCUUGCGGGAGGAGCAGCGGGAGCAGGUAAGACAGUGAAGUUGUCAACUGCUCCAGAAGAAGAGGGUCUGGAAAGAAAAUGUCUCUGGCAAAAAAAGUAUCAGGCACAUGAUACUGCAGAGAUUCAAAAUCAGAAGUAAAUCAGCUGGACAGUUGCCUCCUGCCUUCCUAAAUAGGCAAACAUAUUAGAAACACAAGAAGGGGCCUACCUACCUCAUUCCUGGAGAAGGUGGGUUUGCGGGUGUGGAUACUGCCUCGUUUGCUUCACCAAAAUGAGUUAGGGCAUGCAGGAGAGAAGGGAGACUUUUGCAAGUAGAACCUAUCAUGAUUUCUCAGGGGACAAAAUUUUGCUUAUUCAUACCUUCUACUGUGGCAAAAAUGGAUUCUUUUCCUCACCAAAAACCAGCAGCAUAACACCCAUCCAACACCUGCCUCAAGGAACUCUUAUUUGAAGUCUAUUUUUAUUUCCCUGUAGCUGUGGUGCAAGCAAGAGCCAACCAACAUCAUCUGCUGCCAAUAGAAAAUCUCCAUGCCAGACCUUACCCUGGCACGAGGUAAAGUUGCAACUGAGGCUGUGAGGAGGAAUCAAUAGGAAAAAUCCAAUUCAAGCUCAAGAUGGAGACAUUUUAGCCAGCCAGUGAGUCCAACUGCUGCUGCAUGUCUGGCAGCACCUCUGAAUGAUCACAUGACUCUUGAUAUGGAUGCAGUCCUGUCAGACUUUGUUCGGUCCACAGGGGCAGAACCAGGUCUGGCAAGAGACUUACUAGAAGGCAAGAACUGGGACCUGACAGCGGCUUUGAAUGACUAUGAGCAGCUGCGGCAGGUGCACACGGCCAACCUGCCCCAGGUGUUCAACGAGGGCAGGUUCUACAAGCAGCAGGAGCCAGAGCAGCCUCCCCAGGUGACCAAGGCUGAGAGGCCCUGCCUGCAAAGGCAGGAUGACAUCGCCCAAGAAAAGCGUCUCUCCAGAGGGAUUUCCCAUGCCAGCUCAGCCAUAGUCUCCCUUGCUCGCUCACAUGUAGCAAACGACUGCAGCAAUGAGCAGUUCCCUUUGGAGAUGCCCAUCUACACAUUCCAGCUGCCAGACCUGAGCGUGUACAGCGAGGACUUCAGGAGCUUCAUCGAGCGGGACUUAAUUGAGCAGGCCACCAUGGUGGCAUUGGAGCAAGCAGGACGCCUCAAUUGGUGGUCCACGGUGUGCACCAGCUGCAAGCGCCUGCUGCCCCUGGCCACAACGGGUGAUGGAAACUGCCUCCUGCAUGCUGCCUCUCUAGGGAUGUGGGGAUUUCACGAUCGGGACCUUGUGUUACGGAAAGCCCUCUAUACUAUGAUGAGAAGUGGAGCUGAAAGGGAAGCACUGAAAAGAAGAUGGAGAUGGCAACAGACUCAGCAGAAUAAGGAGUCAGGUUUGGUAUACACGGAGGAGGAGUGGGAGCGCGAGUGGAACGAGCUGCUCAAGCUGGCGUCGAGCGAGCCGCGCACGCACUUCAGCAAGAACGGGGGCACUGCUGGGGGGGUGGACAAUGCAGAAGAUCCAGUUUAUGAGAGCUUGGAAGAAUUCCAUGUUUUUGUCUUAGCCCAUAUCUUGAGAAGACCGAUUGUUGUAGUAGCAGACACGAUGUUACGAGACUCAGGGGGAGAAGCAUUUGCACCGAUACCAUUUGGAGGAAUUUAUUUGCCACUUGAAGUUCUGCCAAACAGAUGCCAUUGCUCACCUCUUGUGCUGGCCUAUGACCAGGCCCAUUUCUCUGCUCUCGUCUCCAUGGAACAAAAAGACCAACAGAGAGAACAAGCGGUGAUCCCCCUGACUGACUCUGAACACAAGUUACUGCCUUUGCACUUUGCGGUCGAUCCUGGGAAAGACUGGGAGUGGGGAAAAGAUGACAAUGAUAACACCAGACUGGCCAAUUUGAUUCUGUCUCUUGAGGCAAAGCUUAAUCUUCUGCACAGCUACAUGAAUGUAACCUGGAUCCGCAUCCCCUCUGAGACACGGCAGGCCCCUUUGGCUCAACCAGAAUCCCCUACAGCUUCUGCUGGAGAAGACGUGCAGUCUCUGGCUGACUCCAUGGACUCAGACAGAGAUUCCAUCUGUAGUAAUUCCAAUGGCAAUAAUGGCAAAAACGGUAAAGAAAAAGAAAAGGACAAACAAAGGAAAGAGAAAGACAAAACCAGGACGGAUUCAGUUGCCAAUAAAAUAGGAAGCCUCAGUAAAACCCUGGGAAUUAAGCUGAAAAAGAACAUGGGUGGUCUUGGAGGUCUGGUGCACGGGAAGAUGAGCAGAGCUAAUUCAGGGAAUGGAAAAAAUGGUGACACAGUAGAGAAAGUCAAAGAGAAGAAGUCCAAGUCUCGCAAGGGGAGCAAAGAGGAAUCUGGACAGUCUGCGAGCACGUCUCCGUCUGAAAAGACCACUCCAUCUCCGACUGACAGAGCCAGCAGCUCCCCCACUGAAAAGGUGAACACUAAACCCUUCUCUGACAAGCAGUCUGACCCAUGGAAGUACAGCACAGACGUGAAACUCAGCCUAAAUAUUUUGAGAGCUGCCAUGCAAGGUGAACGAAAGUUUAUUUUUGCUGGCCUUCUUUUGACCAGUCACAGGCAUCAGUUCCACGAGGAGAUGAUCGGCUAUUACCUGACCAGUGCCCAGGAGCGCUUCAAUGCCGAACAGGAGCAGAAAAGAAAGGAAGCUGAGAAAAAGGCUGCGCUGAAUGGCUCCUCCAGUAGGAAACUGGAGACAGAGGCAUUUUCAAAAGAAAAAUUAGAACCAUCUCCUCAGGAUAGGGCAUCACCCGUCUUACCUCAAAGCCAUACAACCCAACUGGUUUUAAAAUUUAAAGACCGCACUAGUCCCACUCCCGGGUCCUUUUCUUCACCCAGCAACGGCGCCAAGAAAAGCGGCCCCAUCCCGGUGUCUGCCCACUAUAGCCAUACCCCCCCCGUUCAAAGGCAAAGUGUCAUCCAUUUGCAUGACGUCAACUCCAAGCCAUCGAGCUUCCAGGAUGAUACCUACAAGCCAGUGGUUGGCACCCUGAAGACCUGUGCCACCUACCCCCAGCAGAACAGAUCGCUGUCCUCGCAGAGCUACAGCCCCGCGCGGCUGCCCGGGAUGCGCACGGUGAACACGGUGGAGUCGCUGAGCUACGCCAGGCCGGCCGAACACAAGUCCCAGACCUACACAAACGGCUUCAACACCGGGGACAUCAGAGACUGCUUGGAGUACGCUGACGAGGACGCUCCUCAGAGCUGGCUGAACAACGACAAAAACCAAGGCAGAAGCACAGUUUGCCCAAUAUAUUCCAUCCAGCAGAACCGCUGUAAGAAGGAGAACUGUUCCUUUUAUGGUCGUCCUGAGACUGAAAAUUACUGUUCCUACUGCUACAAAGAGGAGUUAAAGCGCAGGGAGAGGGACAGCAAGGGACACAGGCAUUGAGGAUUCUUCCAUGACUACUUAGUUUUACCAUUUUCUUACUUACAAAGUAAACAGUGUUGGAUUGCAGUAAAAGGAAUCCUUAAGGAAUAAAGGAUUGAUGAGUAAA